AUGUCCGCGACGUCAACAAUCUCCUCACGAACUAACCUCCUCGGCCCGCUAACAACAACAUGGUCCGCACCAAGUCCCUGCCAAUCUGCAUGGCAAGAAUGCGUUACCUGCUCCAAUGCCUGGCAGGGCCAGGGCUGUCUUGAUGACGGCUCAAAUCAAGAUACUUUGACCUGCUGGCCGCCAGUCACAGAGACCGUCUCCGCUAUUGAGGCACCUUUUCUCGGAUUGGGAUUCUAUUCUCCCGGUCUUGCGUGUCCUGUGGGCUAUUCGACGGCGUGUGCCAUGUCUGGUGCGAGUAACGGGUUACAACAGUCGAUAUCGGGUCAACAACAAUUUCAAUUCGAGUAUGCGCCUACUGCGGGCGAGACAGUGAUUGGCUGUUGUCCGUCGGGCUAUGCAUGUGCGACAGGCGUCAACGGCCAAACCUGCUCACGCCAAAUCGCUUCCACAACCGAGCCAUUCCUUACCUGCGCAAGCGGCGCAUCAACAAUAACAACAUCCGUCGUCCUCCCUGAAACAGUUACGACAACGGCUUCGAGCAGUAUAGCUGGAAUAGAGACGAUAACACAAUUUUUGAUUUGGGCGCCGUUGUUUCAGUUGAAUUAUCAAGCCACAGAUCUACCUACAUCGUCGACUCUCAGUACUGCACCAGCAACGACCACAGCGGCCCUGCCGUCGAAUACGACGACCUCCUCCAGCAGUGGUGGUAGCAGCCAUACCACAACAAUCGCAGUCGCAGUUGCAGUCCCAGUGGUGGUUGUCGCACUCAUAGCAGCUGUGCUGGGUUGGUGGCUAUGGAGGAAAAGAGCAAGAGCUGGUCGUGGAUCAUAUGCUGCUGCGCCGCCACCACCACCGGGGUCAGACGACAGAAUACCCAACGCGCCUACAGAAUUAUCACCGCAUAAUGCUUUGGUUGAAAUGGCAGUUCCGAACAAUCCAGUACCGCCGGUUGAGAUGUCGCAUGAACCAAGCGUGCCGAAACCGUUUCAUGGUGCAACGGUACAUGAGAUGGGGUAG
Molecule: messenger RNA, 1017 nt
Organism: Talaromyces amestolkiae
Lineage: Eukaryota; Fungi; Ascomycota; Eurotiomycetes; Eurotiales; Trichocomaceae
Exons: 2
Coding region: 1-1017 (338 amino acids)
Source: RefSeq, a predicted model, not a curated record